Penicillium samsonianum is the source of this 771-nucleotide messenger RNA. RefSeq lists its product as uncharacterized. Bases 1 to 771 code for a protein of 256 amino acids. The transcript has 3 exons. The record is from RefSeq and is a predicted model, not a curated record. NCBI's taxonomy places the organism in Eukaryota, Fungi, Ascomycota, Eurotiomycetes, Eurotiales, Aspergillaceae.
AUGCAUGGCGCUGAAACUCAGUUCCUGGUCGGCCUUGAGGGCACUGAGGUCCACACUGACGCCAAGACAUACCUUCAGUUGCCCUCCCAGACAUGGGUAAUAACCGAGAAACUUGACGAGACAUCUCUUGUGAUGACCCAGAAGGACAUGGACCACGGCGGCCUUGAUCCUCCGUUUGCCGCUGCUAAAUUCCUCUGCCACCGCAAGGAUGACCCAACCAAGAAGCCAGCGUUUUUGCGAAUUUACCACCAAAUCCCCAUCGCAGGCACCGAGUUCUCGAACUCCAGAAUUCGAGCAAACCAGGCUGUCCCACCAAUUGAUCAUCCUGAGCUGGAUACAUUGAAGAUGUUGAAGGAAAAAAACUGCAAGGUUGUUCCCGACCUUCUUGGCUAUCAAGAAGGACAGCAAGGAGAUGAUGGUAUUGUUCCCUCCGGCUUCAGCACCUGUGUCGUCUGGGACAAAGUACCUGGGGAGCCUCUGACGCAGGAGUAUUUCUGGAAUAAAAAGCCCCUGACCCGCAAAGCAAUCCGUGAAGAGUUCCGCCGAGUUUAUCAACAACUUGUGCGAUACGGUGUUCAGCCACGUAUGCCCACGUCAACAAAGCUCAUAUAUGAUGAGUUGACCGGAACAAUGCAUAUUUCAGGUUUCCAAAAUGCUGGUCCUAUUGACAGCACCCAGAAAUGGUCUGAUACCAACUACGUCUUGUAUGACCUGGCCAAGCGACCUCCCAGACCGGAUUGGUACCUCGACAGCAGUGGGUGGGAGUUCUGA